Aspergillus candidus is the source of this 888-nucleotide messenger RNA. Its product is annotated as DUF4448 domain-containing protein. The record is from RefSeq and is a predicted model, not a curated record. The coding region runs from base 1 to 888 and encodes 295 amino acids. The transcript has 2 exons. NCBI's taxonomy places the organism in Eukaryota, Fungi, Ascomycota, Eurotiomycetes, Eurotiales, Aspergillaceae.
AUGGUGGCGGUCCCGAUCACGGGUGUGCUUGGCUUUGAUUUUCGACAUGUACGAAGAAGCGCGGAUGUUGAACCACAAGCAGGCUGGGAGGACAGCUCUACCUCCAUUUUCAACAACAGCACCCCCCAGUACGACUAUAUAUCGCCUUCCAGAGAUUUCCCAAUCUGCACCGAUCUUGACACGCCCCUUGUGCCGUUUUGCCUCCCGCAUGAUGGAGCCGAUGUCAUCGUCGAUGCCACUUAUUAUGUCACGUGGAAUGCCGACUUCUACCCUCUGAACGCCACUAUCACCAUCGAACUGAGAUAUACAGACUCCACCGUGGGCGACUCUGCAUUCACCUCUGCCAGGGUUGAUAACAGCUAUGGAUACGUUCCAAUUCACAUGAGCGGGGAAUGGCUCCAGGGGAAGUCACAAAACGCAUUGACUUUGUACAUAAUUGAACUGGAGCCGGCAUCGGACAGACGGGCCAGUGCACAGCAGGGCCCGACGAUUACACUUCACACGAAGCCUGUGGAGCGCUAUAGACAUCCUCCGCCAUUGCCAUUCAACAAGGUGGCUCUUUACAUUGGUCUCCCUGUGAGCCUUGGCGUUGUGAUAUCCGUCGUGGCGGGUCUGUUUUUUGGGAUGCGCGAGAGUAGAAGGAUUGGGAUUGGAAAUAUCAUGGGAUCGAGAAGAAAGGGCUACGGGAUUCGAAAGUCGAAGUUUGAGCGCCUUGGUCAGGAAUCCAGUGACUAUAGACCCGAAAGUUUCGCUGUACUGAAGAAACAGUAUGAGGAUCAGGUCCAUUGGCCUUUUCCUGAGACUGCUCCUCGUGACGAUGAUCUCGAAUGCAGACCCAGUGAUGUCGAGAGAGAAGCACCAAUGCCGAAUAGUUGGAGGCUGCGAUGA